Messenger RNA from Acinonyx jubatus (cheetah), 3376 nucleotides. It is a transcript of the gene ANTXR2, whose product is annotated as ANTXR cell adhesion molecule 2. The coding region runs from base 42 to 1508 and encodes 488 amino acids. Gene Ontology annotation, cellular component: membrane. The transcript is spliced from 17 exons. The record is from RefSeq and is a predicted model, not a curated record. Gene Ontology annotation, molecular function: signaling receptor activity. NCBI's taxonomy places the organism in Eukaryota, Metazoa, Chordata, Mammalia, Carnivora, Felidae.
GGGCUGCGAGCAGGAGGCAGUCGCAGGCCCCUGGCCGCAGGAUGGUGGCGGGGCUGUCCCUGGCCCGCAGUCCCGGGAGCUGGCUGGUCCCUGGGCUGUGGCUGCUGGUGCUCAGCUGUCCUGGGGGGCUGGUGAGCGCCCAGGAGCAGCCCUCCUGCAGAGGAGCCUUUGAUCUCUACUUCGUCCUGGACAAGUCUGGGAGUGUGGCAAACAAUUGGAUUGAAAUUUACAAUUUUGUCCAGCAACUUACAGAGAGAUUUGUGAGCCCUCAAAUGAGAUUAUCUUUCAUUGUAUUUUCUUCUCAAGCAACCAUUAUUUUGCCAUUAACUGGAGACAGGGGCAAGAUUAGUAAAGGCUUGGAGGAUUUAAAACAUGUUAGUCCAGUAGGAGAAACAUACAUCCACGAGGGACUAAAGCUAGCAAAUGAACAAAUUCAGAAAGCAGGAGGCUUAAAAACCUCCAGUAUCAUAAUUGCUCUGACAGAUGGUAAGUUGGACGGUCUGGUGCCAUCAUAUGCAGAGAGAGAGGCAAAGAUAUCCAGGUCAUUUGGCGCUAGAGUUUAUUGUGUUGGUGUCCUGGACUUUGAACAAGCUCAACUGGAAAGAAUCGCCGAUUCCAAGGAACAAGUUUUCCCUGUCAAAGGCGGAUUUCAAGCUCUUAAAGGAAUAAUUAAUUCUAUACUAGCUCAGUCAUGCACUGAAAUCCUGGAAUUGCGGCCUUCAAGUGUCUGUGUAGGGGAGGAAUUUCAAAUUGUUUUGAAUGGAAGAGGAUUCAUCUUGGGCAGUCGGAAUGGGAGUGUUCUCUGUACUUACACUGUAAAUGAAACAUACACAAAAAGUGUUUACCCAGUAAGUGUGGAGCUUAAUUCUAUGCUUUGUCCCGCACCUACACUGAAUAAAGUUGGAGAAACUCUUGAUGUUUCAGUGAGCUUUAAUGGAGGAAAAUCUGUUAUCUCAAGCUCAUUGAUAGUCACAGCCACAGAAUGUUCUAAUGGGAUUGCAGCCAUCAUUGCUAUUUUGGUGUUACUGCUACUACUGGGCAUUGGUUUGAUGUGGUGGUUUUGGCCCCUGUGCUGCAAAGUGGUUAUCAAGGAUCCUCCUCCACCACCACCUCCUGCACCGAAAGUGGAAGAAGAAGAACCUCUGCCCACCAAGAAAUGGCCCACAGUGGACGCUUCCUACUACGGUGGCCGAGGGGUUGGAGGAAUUAAAAGAAUGGAGGUCCGUUGGGGUGAUAAAGGAUCUACUGAAGAAGGCGCGAGGCUAGAGAAAGCCAAAAAUGCUGUGGUGAGGAUUCCUGAAGAAGUUGAGGAACCUGUCAGGCCUAGACCACCUCGUCCCAAACCCACGUACCAGCCUCCUCAGACAAAGUGGUACACACCAAUUAAGGGUCGUCUUGAUGCACUCUGGGCUUUGUUACGGCGGCAGUAUGACCGGGUUUCCUUGAUGCGGCCUCAGGAAGGAGAUGAGGGCCGGUGCAUAAACUUCUCUCGAGUUCCAUCUCAGUAAAAGGAAAACAGGAAGACCAAGAAGGUAUGAAGAUACAUCUUCACACUGCUGAUUUCCAACCAAAUGAAAAAAAUAUGCAUUUCAGAAGUUUUUGGAAGAACAGCUUUAUUCCUCUCAGUCAGGAAAUGUUUUCUCUGCCUUCUGCUUUGCUUGCACCAAACAUUUUUAAAUACUUGUUCUGCCAUCUACACGAGAGUUGAUGGAACCCAGGAGUAACUCAUGAUUCAUGACAUUGAAAAUAAAGACUAAUGUUAAUCUACACGCUAUGGUUUAUACAAGAAAGUGCAUUUGAAAGUGUAGAAGAGGAAAAAGCAAAAACGACAGCAUGAAGAUGAUAUCAAAACAGGGACCACGGAACAACUGGCCAUGAUGGAUCUGUAACGGAGAGAGGAGUGUUUUACAUGGAAAUAUGGCACUUGUGUUUUCACAGCGCAAGAUUGUUAGCCACAGGCAGAGUAUGGAAUAUCCCACCAGGCCAAGCAAAUAAAGGAGUCCAUUGCCUUAUAGCUAUGUCAGAUCACAAAAUCCUCCCAAGUCCCCUAUCACAAUGUGCCUUACGGGAAGCUUCUGACUGGAAAAUCUUGUCAUUCUAACACUGAAAAGUGCACACGCAUGACAAAAUGUAGACAGGAUGCCUCAAGGUGUUGGUAGCAAGCAAGAUUUUGCCCUUUAGUUUUUGAAGACACCUUUCUUUCAUUAGGCACCCGGGAAAAGAAGAAAAUUAAUAGAGUGUUAUUCCACAGGAAGACAGCCUGUAAGCAGAGAUCUUGAAUGGAGUUUAAGGGACUUGUGCUUUGAGAACUUGUCUCUGGGAUCGGUAGAUUUACCCCUCUCUCUAUGUUUAGGGUUUAGUAGUGCAUAAAGCAUUAAUAUCUGUAAACAUACCAGGAGUUUGUUUUGCUUUUAAUUUAAAGGAAGCAGUAACCACAAAGCUUCCGCUCAGGGUUUUUCCUUCCUCCAAGUCUCCAAGGGCUCUUCAGCGUCACAAGCCAGCAACUCUCUUUGCAUGAAAAUUUCAAAGUUUAAUUAAUAUAAUUAAAGGCAACAGCAAGCAGCAGCCUGUGAAGAUUUUGCUCAUCUUUUUUAUGCCUUUUGACAUUGAAUGACCUAUUACUGUAUGCGCAUUACUUGGAUUUUGAGGGGCACUCCACCUUGGUUAUGAUUCAGUAGAGGAAAAAAGACCUCCUCUCAUCAAUUUAUAAAUUAAAUUUUCAGGAGGAUCGACCACCACAAAACACCGAAAUGUAUGUAUUAUAAUUUUUUAGAAAAACCACCAUCGUGUCACGUCGACGAUGCCAAAUUAUGUUAGCGUGAGUGGAAACACUGUGGGGGAGGAAGAAGGCAGCAGCUGAAGAAAAAAGCUCAAAUGAUCUAGUCACUUUCGAUACUGUACUUCAGAUGCGAAAUGGAUAUUCGACUCGAAACCUGACAAAGCGCGCCUGCUUUGAUGUGAACUGGUAUAGACAAUGACCAGUGGCUGGGUCAGUGGGAUGUCUCUCUGUGAGCACAAAGGCUUAUCAAAUGACACUAAAAAUAAGUUCAACAACCAUCACAUUGGAAGGGAGAAGGCGAGCAUUUCAUGUUUGGCGGGCAUGUGUGUGCACAAGAUGGAAAGAGCGAUUUGGAGCAUCCCAGUAUAAUUACCCCCAUUGUGCUCUUAAUGGAAAUUUCAAAGGACGGGAGUGAUUCUCUUGGUUGGUGUCCAGAUCUGUGGCACUGCUCCGAGAAGCCUUACUCAAGCACACACAAAUAUAAGUAUACAUGCAUAUCCUCUAGCUUGAAUCUUUUUGCUCAAGUUUAUUUAUGUCACUGGCUGGCUGGAUCCAAAGUCAUGUGUCUACAUAUUCAUAAAUAAAAUUUUACCUGUG